AUGGCCGUCACCAGGCUUUUCCUCGCGUGCAUUCUCCUCCUCGCAGCCACUUCCGCCUUGGCGCAGCGUGGUCCGCCUGGCGGAAGCCGUCCCGGCGGCCAGGGGCCCCGGGGGCCGCGCGGAGGCCCCGGAGGGUCCAGUGGGCCCGGCGGCGCAUCUGGCGGACCUGGCGGGCCUCCGGGGCCGCCUGGCGGGGAGCCGCGCGGUCCUCCGCUUAACCUGACGGCCGUCGGGAAUCUGACGGCCGACGUUGGUGCGCGAUUGGCCAACUGCUCCGCGGAUCAGGAAAUCUUCGACGGCCGCUUCCACCUCGCCAUUUUCAAAAACUCCACCGGCAACUACAAUCUCGUCGUAGACGCUCUCCUAGUCGGCGCCGCCAGCGGCCCUCCUGAUUCGCUCGCGAUCGUGAAGGGCGCCGUCUGCGACUCCUCCGCUUCCGCCGCCCUGGCGCUGCCUGUCUCCGCAUCCGACUGGCAGCAGCGCGCGGGAUGGUGGCUGCUGCACGCGGAAGCGCGCCUCGACGCGUUCCUCGAAAACGCGGACGCCGGCACCGUCGAGGCGCUCCUCGCCGUCGUUCCGAACGCGACACUUCCGCAAGGCGGCGGGCGCGGCGGCAGCGGAAGCGGCGCAGGGGCCGCGGGGAAAGGGCAGGGCAGCAAGCGCAUGGGGCUGGGGGAGGGGAGGCUGCUCCUCCGCGCGCUGACCUCCGCCAAGAAGGGGGGACAGCAGCAGGGAAGGCAGCCGCAGGGGAGCCAGCAGCAGCCGCCGCCUGCAGGUGGACUUUCAGGUGGUUCCCCAGGUGCUGGGCCGAUCGGCGGGGUGAACAGCACAGUGACCGGAUACGCCGUGCUGGCUGGAAGUUCCGCGUCGGGGGUGACCUGGGGUGGGCAGCUGAUGGGGGUGAAAAUGCCCGCCGCUCCUUCGACUGCUUGA
Closterium sp. NIES-65 is the source of this 933-nucleotide messenger RNA. The record is from the annotation of a GenBank genome assembly. NCBI's taxonomy places the organism in Eukaryota, Viridiplantae, Streptophyta, Zygnematophyceae, Desmidiales, Closteriaceae.